Messenger RNA from Dryobates pubescens (Downy woodpecker), 1880 nucleotides. RefSeq names its product TP53 induced glycolysis regulatory phosphatase (gene TIGAR). Lineage: Eukaryota; Metazoa; Chordata; Aves; Piciformes; Picidae. Bases 97 to 900 code for a protein of 267 amino acids. Gene Ontology annotation, cellular component: cytosol. Gene Ontology annotation, molecular function: fructose-2,6-bisphosphate 2-phosphatase activity. The record is from RefSeq and is a predicted model, not a curated record. Gene Ontology annotation, biological process: positive regulation of DNA repair; fructose 2,6-bisphosphate metabolic process; regulation of pentose-phosphate shunt. The transcript is spliced from 6 exons.
GCCGGGCGCGGAGCGGCAGGGCGCCGCAGUGCGGGCCGGAGGUGCUGGCGGUUGGCGCGCUGAGGUUGGGCCUGCGCGCACCUGCGUGGCCGCGCCAUGGUUCGCUUCGGUUUGACCGUCGUCCGGCAUGGGGAAACAAGAUACAACAAAGACAAGAUACUGCAAGGUCAAGGAGUGGAUGAGCCACUCUCUGCAACUGGUUUCAGACAGGCAGAUGCUGCUGGUCUCUUUCUCAGUAAUGUGAAGUUUACUCAUGUCUUCUCAAGUGACCUCCUUCGAGCCAAGCAGACUGCUGCCACAAUUCUAGGGAAGAAUAAGUUUUGCAAAGAUUUGGAAAUCAAGUAUGAUGCAAGACUUCGAGAGAGAAAAUAUGGUGUUGCAGAGGGAAGGCCUUUGACUGAUCUCAAGGCUAUGGCAAAGGCUGCUGGAGAGCAGUGUCCUUCAUUCACACCUUCUGGAGGAGAAACACUGGAUGAAGUAAGGGAACGUGCAAGGGAGUUUUUUGACUCUCUGUGUCGCCUGGUGGUUGAGUGGGAGCAGCCCGAGCAAGACAUGCCUGCUGCAGCAAGCAGAAGCUCAGGAGCACCUGAAGGACAGUCAGUUUUCCCUUGGACAAACCACUGCAGUGAAACAGAACUUAGCUCUGGUGGAGCUUCUCAAAGAUUAGAUGCCAAUAUCUUAGUGGUGAGUCACGGAGCCUACAUGAGGAGCUGGAUUGGUUAUUUCGUUUCGGAUCUCAACUGUGCUUUACCAACUGAUGUAGCAAAGUCUCAGUUGGCUUCUGUCAGUCCCAAUACAGGAGUUAGUCACUUCCUUGUAAAGCUUGAAAGUGGAAGCUUGUUAAAACCUGAAAUCACAUGUGUUUGUCUUAAUCAAGACUCUCACUUGGUGAAUGUGUAGCUCCAAGAGUGUUUUAAGAGUCCUUGUUGGAGCAAGUUGGUUUAGAUCGCCGUUACACUGAGCUAGGGCAAGGUAUCUGUAGUAGUUACUUGAGAUGGGCUGGAGUUACUUGACACUAAACUGCAAAACUGAAGGCAUACAGCUGCUUACCAUCCUUAACCCAAUUUGCAUGGUCCUUGUGCCCUGUAUCAGCUGGCACUAGUGAAACCACACUCAUGUUUUCUGAAGGGAAGCAUCCUUCCAGCCACUUGCAUAGCUACUCCUGCAGUGUAUGUUUCUAAAAACUCCUUUUCACUAGCCCAGAGUUAGUUUGGUUAUCUCCAGAUGAGAGUUGGGGAGGAGAGAGGAAUGGUACCUCUGAGGUGAGGUAGACUGUAUUCUUGUUUUAUUACAAAAUGCUAUAUUGUAAUAGUAAAUAUUCAGUGUCUUAAAAGAAGCCUUGAAUGCAAUAGGAGCAUUGCCUAGCAGGACAGGUUUGGUGCAGAGUCAGGAGACACCUUCCUGACUCUGCUGCUGAAACAGCUGUGAGACUCUGGGCAAAUCUCUUCCCAUUUCUAAAAUGGGGCUGAUGCUAUACCUACCUCACAGGAGUGUUUUGGGAGAAGUUGUUAGUGUUGUUGAGCCCUCUCUGUUGAAGACAAAACCCAAAGUAUUUAUUUUGAACUGUAAGCAGGAUGAGGAAUCAGAUGCACAGAGCUGAAAUCAGUCUCACUUCUGGAAAGGAGCCUUACCCAAGAGGGUUAGUUGUACCUGACCAGAAGCCUUCUGUCAGCUGCAGUCAUACACUUGAUGAAUGUUUGCCUAGCAUUAGGCAAGUUUGAUUGUUUUGUUUGAUGGCUGAGUUAGAGCUGCUGGUAGUGCUGAGUUCUUUCCCCACUGGGGUGUUUGUGCUGUUACUCUGUAAGUUUAUCUGUGUUAUUUAUAACACCCACAUACUUUGACUUCAUUUGCAUAUUUUAAGCCUGUUUUAAUAAAGCCUC